This is a messenger RNA of Gastrolobium bilobum, 1330 nucleotides long. RefSeq names its product protein BOBBER 1-like. Lineage: Eukaryota; Viridiplantae; Streptophyta; Magnoliopsida; Fabales; Fabaceae. The transcript has 6 exons. Gene Ontology annotation, biological process: protein folding. Gene Ontology annotation, cellular component: cytoplasm. The coding region runs from base 86 to 991 and encodes 301 amino acids. The record is from RefSeq and is a predicted model, not a curated record.
ACUAAAGUAAGUAAAAGUAAAGUCCUAAGCCCUAAGCAGCGUGUUUUUCUUCUCCGACUCUGUGUCUUUCUCCACUGACUCAGCGAUGGCCAUUAUCUCUGAUUACCAAGAAGAUGAGAAUCAUACAAAAGCAUCUCCCUCGUCUUCUUCUUCUUCUGCGUCACAAUCACAACCCUCUUCCUUUAGCGCCAACUUUGAUCCAUCAAACCCAAUAGGUUUUCUGGAGAAAGUAUUCAACUUCAUCGCACAAGAGAGCGACUUCUUCCAAAACGACAUGGCCGAGAAGGAGAUUGUGUCGUUGGUGCGCGCUGCCAAGGCGAAGAAGGAAUCCAGAGCCGCCGAGGAGAGGGCGGCCGCCGAUAAAAAGUUGAAGGAAGCUAAGAUGGCGGCGACUGCUGCGAAGAAAGAGAAGGAAGUGGAAACAAAGGAGGAGGAGGAGGAGGAGAAGGACCAGGAAUCUGGUUCAAGUGGCUCAAUAGUUCCAAACAAAGGUAAUGGCCUGGAUCUGGACAAAUAUUGUUGGACUCAGACUCUACAGGAGCUCAAUGUGAAUGUUCCAGUGCCAAAUGGAACGAAAUCAAGGUUUGUCAUCUGUGAGAUAAAGAAGAACCAUCUAAAAGUUGGACUCAAAGGCCAGCCACCAAUUAUUGAUGGGGAGCUAUAUCGACCUGUUAAGCCUGAUGACUGUUAUUGGAGCAUAGAGGAUCAGAAAACACUUUCUAUUCUUUUGACCAAGCAUGAUCAAAUGGAGUGGUGGAAAUGUCUGGUAAAGGGUGAUCCUGAAAUUGACACACAAAAAGUUGAACCUGAGAACAGCAAACUUUCUGACCUGGAUCCUGAAACUCGACAGACUGUUGAAAAAAUGAUGUUUGAUCAGCGGCAGAAAUCUAUGGGCCUCCCUACAAGUGAUGAGCUCAAUAAGCAGGAAAUGUUGAAGAAAUUUAUGAAUGAGCAUCCGGAGAUGGACUUCUCGAGGGCAAAAAUAUCAUAAGUUGUGCUGUGAUAUUGGCGUGCUUUUUUAUUUUUUUGUCUGACCUCACAUGCAUGCUUGUGCGGCUCUCAUUCUAUAAUGUUUUCUGUUUUCUCUCUCUUCUGGGAUUGUGAACACAUGAACUUUGUUCGUAACAGUUGAUUUUGUGGGUAUAUUGUGCUUUUAACAAAUUUAGGGUCAACCACUUUUACAUACUUUUCGGGAUAAUCUUCACUGAGUACAUGUUCUCGACACCGUUCUGGUUUAGCCGUCUAAAAUGUUGGAUCGAACUUUCUUAAAUUGAUUUCUCGACAUUAUGGAAUUAUUAGCCUUAAUAUUGUAAUAGAGAAAUUUCGCUUU